Messenger RNA from Aureobasidium melanogenum CBS 110374, 729 nucleotides. RefSeq lists its product as uncharacterized. Lineage: Eukaryota; Fungi; Ascomycota; Dothideomycetes; Dothideales; Saccotheciaceae. The coding region runs from base 1 to 729 and encodes 242 amino acids. The transcript has a single exon. The record is from RefSeq and is a predicted model, not a curated record.
AUGCCUUCCUUUGCAGAUAUACCGACAGAGCUUGAGAUUCAGAUCCUCAAGCACCUUGCAGAUGACAAGAAGGCACUGAACUCUAUGAUACGUGUCAAUCGAGCAUGUCACAUGCACGCCAUCAACCUUCUUUGGCGACACGCUUCUGCACAGGAUCUUGCAGAGAUUGAACCACUUCCUCGACGUCAAUAUUACGCCGACAUGUUUAUCAAGCUAGAAGUGACUGCACGACAAUGCUAUCCCAAGUUCAACUUCUUGUUGUUCACCACUCUUACCGAGGCCAUCCUCGACCCACCAGUCUUCCGGCAGGUAACGCCUGUAUUUCGAUCAAUUCGACUCCGCCCAUAUCUGCAACCUAGCUUAAGAAAGCUACACCUCGAAAAUGGCGUUGUCUUGACGGAAGAUGCAUUGGAUAUGAUCUGUCUGAGCUGUCCCCUGUUGGAAGACCUUAAACUCGCUUCUCGGCUUGCUUUUGCUGACCCCAAUGAAUAUCUCACUCAUUGGACCCUCAACUUCCCAAAGUUAUCGAGGCUUGUGCUUGCAUGGAAGCACAGUUAUUCGAGCUCGGCUCUGCAGCAACUAGGUGUAAAACUCCCGUCGCUGGAGCAUCUCGAGGUCCGAUACCACGAUCUGGAUGUAUGGCAGCAAGGACCAUCGAGAGCUGUAUUCCCUCGGCUGAAGUCUUUUGAGCUUCAUUACCAAACAUACUCACGUCACCACAAUUUGUAG